Molecule: messenger RNA, 1112 nt
Organism: Fomitopsis serialis
Lineage: Eukaryota; Fungi; Basidiomycota; Agaricomycetes; Polyporales; Fomitopsidaceae
Exons: 10
Coding region: 1-939 (312 amino acids)
Cellular component (GO): mitochondrion
Molecular function (GO): zinc ion binding; oxidoreductase activity
Source: RefSeq, a predicted model, not a curated record
AUGCGCGCAUUCGUGGUCAAGGAAUACGCCCACCCCUCCAAGGUUCCCCUGAGCCAAGAUGCACCAGAGCCCAAGCCAAAGGACGACGAGGUUGUCGUGGAGGUCUUCAGCGCUGGGUUGAACUACUACGACAUCCUUCAAGCGCAGGGCAAGUACCAGAAUCAGCCGCCGUUCCCGUUCACGCUGGGCUCCGAGUUCGCCGGGCGGAUCGCGGCGGCCUCGCCCAUUCCGAAGGGGUGCCCCUUCAAGCCGGGCGACAAGGUAUUCGGCGCGCACCUGCUCCCACUGCCCGCCACCAUGACAUACGACCAGGGCGCAGGACUCGUCGGACGUGCCGAGUUGAAACCAGGUGAAUGGGUGCUUGUCACAGCAGCUGCGGGUGGUGUAGGCAUCGCCGCUGUCCAACUGGCAAAAGCAUUGGGCGCAAAGGUGAUCGCCGCGGCAGGGUCGCAGGAGAAGAUUGACGUCGCGGUGCGGUACGGAGGUGCUGACCACGGCGUGAACUAUGGCCAGCCGAACUGGCAGAAGGAAGUGCUCAAGCUCACGGGUGGCAAGGGCGUGAACAUCGUUUACGAUCCUGUCGGCAUGAUCAGAGAUUCCCUGAAAUGCAUUGCGUGGAAGGGUCGCGCUGUGGUCGUAGGCUUCGCAGCAGGCCAGAUCGAGAAGCUACCACUUAACCUCGUCCUGCUCAAGAACAUAUCGAUCGUCGGCAUACACUGGGGCGCAUACUCAAUUCAUGAGCCACAGCACAUCCCAGAAGUCCACAAGGCCAUCAACGAUUUGCUCUCCUCGGGUCGAGUGAAGCCCGUAGUGUACACCGAAGUCUUCCCUCUCGAGAGGUUAGCGGAUGGUCUCCAUCUCCUUGAGCAACGGAAGACGUGGGGCAAGGUCGUCGUGCGCAUCCGGGACGAGAAGUCGGGCGAGCGAGCCAAGUUGUGAUGUGGCUUCUCUCCGUGGUCAUGUUCAAGCCCCAGUCUCUGUCAUAGUGUGAGACGCGCGACAGCUAGUAUAUAACAGGAUGUAGUGGUCAGUACUGCGCCUGUGUAUUGUUUAUCUAUCGGAAGACUCGUGACUGCACGCAAUGGUGCCCGUUAAGAUGGAAGCGAAGAUCG